Messenger RNA from Lathyrus oleraceus (garden pea), 2259 nucleotides. Its product is annotated as rust resistance kinase Lr10. The record is from RefSeq and is a predicted model, not a curated record. Gene Ontology annotation, molecular function: polysaccharide binding; ATP binding; protein kinase activity. The coding region runs from base 353 to 2176 and encodes 607 amino acids. Lineage: Eukaryota; Viridiplantae; Streptophyta; Magnoliopsida; Fabales; Fabaceae. The transcript is spliced from 2 exons. Gene Ontology annotation, biological process: protein phosphorylation.
UUAUUAGCACUACUUAACAACCACUCGCGUCCUGCAUAAAUCACUCGUUUCUAUUGAACCACAUAGAAACGUCCAACUUUGUAUAUUUAAUAAGUAGUUAGAAUAGAAGCAAAAUUGAUCGACAUUGAAAAUUGUUUAAUUACGCGUUUGAAUUGAAUAGCUCCAUUUUCAUCGCUUGACUUUUCAACUGUAAUGCAGUAAAUGAGUUUCCACAUUAAAAAGUAAAUCCGGUUUCUAUCAUCCAUCUAGUUUUCUAAGACAUCUAACACAUCAUUCAAUUCUAGGGGCAUAAUAGAUAUAUUAUUCAUAUGAUCUCUAUCAGAAGGUUCAAGUAUCAUCAAUAAGUGCUAAAAUGCUAACUUCAAAUACGAUGGUGAUCUUGAUUCUCAUAGUGAUUUGCAGCAGAAUCAUAUGGCAAGUUAAUGGUUGUAGCGGGAAGGAUUCCAGAUGCGGGCGCGACGGCCCGGCCAUACGAUUUCCCUUCCGACUUAAAGACAGUGAAACAGAAAAUGGAUGCAGUUAUACAGGCUUUGAUCUUACUUGUUCCGACAAACGCAUAACACUAAUUGAGCUUCCUUCACAUUCUGGUCCAGUUAUACUCCAAGUCAUAAGCAUAGAUUAUCUAGGCCAGUCUCUAACCUUAUCUGACCCAGAAAAUUGUCUUCCAGGACAGUUUCUAAAGCUCUUUCGGUCACAAAUUUCUCUUUCUCAAUCACAAACUUCUCCCUUUCUGUUAUAUGAGAAUUCCCAGGCCACUUAUAACUUCACUUUCCUCCAUUGUAGCUCAUUAUCCUGCCCGGUUCAUGCUGUUGGCUCUUCAGAUACACUACUUGAUUCAGGUUUGGAUCCAACACUUUGCACCAAGACUUUAGAUAUUGUUUCUUCACGGAUGUACCCGCCUACACGUCUGAAUUAUGAGGAUUAUUUGUAUUUGACAUGGUCAAAACCCAACUGUAUCAAGUGUGAAAGAGAAGGCAAGAUGUGUAAACUGAAAAACAAUGGAACAGAAGAUGAGACAGAAUGUUUUGACCGUCAUCACAAACCAACUAAGAAAAUAAUUCUAUAUGUCACAGUUCCGUUCGUUGGUUUGAUUUUGGUGACAUUGAUUCUUGCAACAUGUUUGCGUGUUUAUAACUAUUUUAAAACGAAAGGUGAGGAUGAGACUAGAAUUGAAAAAUUCUUAGAGGAGUAUAGAGCACUCAAUCCUGCAAGAUUCUCGUAUGCUGAUAUUAAGAGAGUUACGAAUAAUUUUAGAGAAAAAUUGGGUGAAGGAGCUCAUGGAGCAGUUUUCAAAGGCAAACUAUCUAAUGAAAUUCUUGUGGCUGUGAAGAUGCUUAACAACACAGAGGGCGAUGGAAAAGAAUUCAUUAAUGAAGUGAAAGCUAUGGGAAAAGUUCAUCACAUUAAUGUGGUUCGCUUGCUUGGAUUUUGUGCAGAUGGAUGCUAUCGUGCUCUUGUUUACAAUUUCUUUUCAAACGGUUCAUUACAAAAAUUUAUAACCCGACCUGAUGACAAGGACCGUUUUCUCGGCUGGGAGAAAUUACAUCAAAUUGCUAUCGGCGUAGCAAAGGGUAUUGAGUAUCUUCAUAUGAGUUGUGAUCAACAAAUUCUUCACUUUGAUAUUAAUCCGCACAAUGUGUUAUUAGACGACAAGUUACUUCCCAAAAUUACAGAUUUUGGUUUGGCUAAAUUAUGUUCUAAAGAUCAAAGCGUUGUUUCAGUAACUGCUGCAAGAGGAACUUUGGGUUACAUUGCACCUGAAGUAUUUUCGAGAAACUUUGGAAAUAUAUCGUAUAAAGCAGACAUAUAUAGUUAUGGGAUGCUACUACUAGAAAUGAUUGGAGGAAGAAAGAAUAUAAGUCAGUUGUCUGAGGAAAAUUCCCAAGUUCUAUAUCCAGAAUGGAUUCACAAUCUCUUUGAAGGGAAAGAUAUGCAAGUGAAAAUUGAGGGAGAAGAAAAUGAUAUAAUAUUAAAGAAACUUGCAAUUAUAGGACUAUGGUGCAUUCAAUGGCACGCAAUAAACCGCCCAUCUAUAAAAGUUGUGCUUCGAAUGUUAGAGACUUUAGAAGAAGAAAACAUGGUUGUGCCCCCAAAUCCUAUUAACUCAAAUACUUUCAAAGUUGGUGAAAUCCCGAUAAAACACUCAACUUUAGAGUUGGAAUCUAUACAUGAGUGAGAUAAAGUCCUCACACAUUAAAGAUUGUUAUAUAGGUGUUGUAUAUAUUAUAUAGGUGUUGUAUUAAUCUUGUGUUGUAUUAA